AUGAAGACAAGUCUGUUGGUCUUGAUAGCCACUCUGGCACUGCUUCUUGGGCUUUGCCAGAGCCAGCUAGAGUCAACGCACAGGACCGAGAUAGCACUUGAUCGUCGCCAAGCAGGCGAUUUUGAUGCUGAAUUCCCGGAAUAUGUCUACCGCGGCGAGACGGGGAGGAGCCCAGCAGAUGUCGAGAAGGACGGGGGCCUAUAUUCGCGAGGCGUGCAGAAACAACGAGCGGGAACUGCACUUUCUGCCGUUGAACUACAAGAAGGCAGCAGCCUAUUCCAUCAUGCGGCAGGGGAAACGGCCGAAUUUACACGCUACGUUUCGACAAGUGCUGAUCCCGGUGUGGGACUCACAUUUGCCGUUAACGAUGAUGUGCCUGAGCAAAAGGGCUACAUCUACCGAAUUCACACGGAUAAACGAAUGGUGGACGUGAAUAGGUCUCUGGGAAAAUACUCUCCCUACGCCGCGCAAAAAGAGCAUGCGGCUAUUGGCUUCAUCCCUUAUGACCAGAUCGAAGGCUGGUGGGAAGUCACCUACAAGGACGACUUUUCCGACCCAAAAAUCGGUAAGCAGAGUCAAGAAAAGCUACGACAGGGCAAGUUUAAGGGAUUUAAGAAAAACCCCAAGUUCAACAAGGGUAGUUUCCAAAAGCUACGAGGCACCGGCGCGGCACCGCAGCUUGCCGGGUUCCCUCGCCUCUCCCCAGCAUGGCAGGACGACACGUGGAAAGCAUUCAAGACACAGGCAGUAGAGAAGAACCUCGACGACUUGAUCAGCUCCAUAUGCGCCGGCAAGUCGACCAAGAGAGACGCGGGCUGCAUGACGCGUCUCGGCCACCAGGAAACCACCGGUCUCGCCAGGCCAAAACCCCCCAAGAAGCCUUCAACCGCUUCCAACCCCGACGGCAAGCCGCCAAAGUCCAAGGUGAGCAGCAAGCGUCCGAUUUACAAGUCGAGCAAAGUCCGGGUGACCAAGGCUGUGGGCAAGGCCGCUGCUUUUACUCUUAUCCUGCCGUACGCGAGGGACCUGCUCGAGGCCAUCAAGCAAUGGGACAACCCUAUCGGCGCGGCGGUCCGCUGGUUCGACGACGCCAUAGCUUCUAUCCAGGAGGCCAUUGGGGGCCCCUCGCGCGAUGACAUUGACGGAAACGAUCUCAAGGCCUCGAUUAUAUGCGCAUUAAAAGGAGGGCGAGAGAGCGAGACGAUUCAAGGGCGAAAGAGCCAUUUCUGCACCCCUACAAAAGAUGAAUUCACGGAGAGCCUGCAGAGGGACUUUAAAAAGGGCAGGAUUGACGAGCUUAUCCAGGGUUGUAGAGGCGUCGACGUGUAUAACGGUGGUGAUCCGCACGUUUGGCGGUGGUCUCAGAGACGCUGCGAGGCGCUCCAGCGUACUGAUGAAUACGCGGAGCGGAUAUGGGAAAUGGGCCUCACUGGGCUCCUGGAUUCUUGCUCUGAACUAGAGACUAACCCUCCAGGGAAUGAGGAUCUUCGAAUCAAGUUGGAGGAUCACUGUACCGCGUUCCAAGACGGGUGUGACGCCUACCACUUACAACCAUUUAGCGAGCACUGCGGGAGGCUAUGUCGGGCGUCUUAUGCCUUGGGCGGUUGGGGCGCCCUGUAA
Metarhizium robertsii ARSEF 23 is the source of this 1620-nucleotide messenger RNA. RefSeq names its product Heat-labile enterotoxin, A chain. Gene Ontology annotation, molecular function: toxin activity. The coding region runs from base 1 to 1620 and encodes 539 amino acids. The record is from RefSeq and is a predicted model, not a curated record. NCBI's taxonomy places the organism in Eukaryota, Fungi, Ascomycota, Sordariomycetes, Hypocreales, Clavicipitaceae. The transcript is spliced from 2 exons.